GGAAAAGCUGACGGACAGAAAAAGCCUCCAAUCAGGACCAGGAGGAGGGAAAACAAAUCAGAGUUGGCCACGCCCCUUAUGGGCAACUCACAAGCGGCAAGGAAGGAGGAGGCGGCGCAGAGUGGAGGGGAGGAGGAGCCUGAGGAGGAAAGCCACACCCCUCUACCACCUCCAAUGCAGAUUAUCAAAGACCCCAAUAACCCAGAGGCUCUAGAUUCAGAUCAGGGGUCGAAUGAGUCGGACACUGAACAGAGAAACAAAGCCCUGAGGGGACGAAUGUUUGUCGUUAACGAGAUGAUCCAGUCAGAGAAGGACUACGUGAAAGACCUGGGAGUGAUAGCUGAGGGCUUCAUGUCUAGGCUGGAGGUCCGAGGGAUUCCAGAGGACAUGAGAGGAAAAGAUAAAAUCGUCUUCGGUAACAUCCAGCAGAUCUACGACUGGCACCGCGACUUCUUCUUGGUGGAGUUGGAGCGCUGUGUCCAGAACCAUGACCUGUUGGCCGACCUCUUCAUCAGACAUGAGCGCCGGCUACACAUGUACAUAGUUUACUGUCAGAACAAGCCCAGGUCAGAGUUCAUCGUCAUCGAGUAUGAGACUUUUUUUGAGGAAAUCCAGCAUGAGAUCAGCUGUAGAAUGUCCAUCAGUGACUACCUGAUCAAACCCAUCCAGAGAAUCACCAAGUACCAGCUGCUGCUCAAGGAUUUUCUAAAAUAUACAUCCAAAGCUGGACUGGAUACUGAGGAGAUCGAGAAAGCCGUGGAGCUGAUGUCAUUGGUUCCUAAACGCUGCAACGACAUGAUGAAUCUGGGACGCCUGCAGGGAUAUGAGGGGAAGCUGACGUCUCACGGGAAGCUGCUGCAGCAGGAAACCUUUUGCGUGUGGGAGCAGGAUGGAGGAGUUCUGUCUCGCAGCAAAGAGCGCAGAGUGUUCCUGUUCGAGCAGGUCGUAAUCUUCAGUGAGCUGCUGCGGAAAGGCUCCAGCAACCCCGGGUACCAGUUCAAGAACAGCAUCAAGGUGACCUACCUGGCGAUGCAGGACAGUGUGGACGGGGACCCCUGUAAGUUUGUGUUGUGGUCUCGGGGGUCAGCGGAACGCUUCACACUGCAGGCGUCCUCUGCCAGCAUCAAGUUGACCUGGGUGGAGACCAUCGCUGCUCUGCUGGACGCCCAGAACAACUUCCUGUCAGCUCUCCAGUCGCCCAUUGAGUACCAGAGGAAAGAGGGCGGGAUCUCCGUCACCCGACCUUUGUCGUCAGGGCGACCGCCGUCAGCUCCGCCCACUCCCAACGGCCACGCAGCUCAGCCUCUUCCUGACAGUGAUCAGGAUGACCAGGAGCUGGUUUUGGUGCUGCAGGAUUUUGUGGCUGUCCGGGAAGAUGAGAUCUCGGUGUUCCGAGGAGAAAAAGUCCAGAUUUUGUCAUCCAACCAGCAGGGUCAGUGUCUGGUUUACCGACCCGCCCACAGCGAGUCGCCUGCUGCCGAGGGAUGGGUGCCACGGAGCGUGCUCAAAACACACUGACACACACACAGAGACUGAAUGCAGCGCCACAAUCUGGUUUACAAUCACACACACUUCAGUACUACAAACUAACAGGGUCACAAACACGAGAAACUUAGCGGGGAUCAUAAAUAUGGUGAUGUCGACCUGUUCUACACCGUGGUCCUGUUUACCAUCAAAUCUUUUUUAUUUAUAGUCUAAAAUGCUGUCAAACCAUUAAAAAC
Messenger RNA from Nematolebias whitei (Rio pearlfish), 1721 nucleotides. RefSeq names its product kalirin. Gene Ontology annotation, cellular component: cytoplasm; postsynaptic density. The record is from RefSeq and is a predicted model, not a curated record. Lineage: Eukaryota; Metazoa; Chordata; Actinopteri; Cyprinodontiformes; Rivulidae. Gene Ontology annotation, molecular function: guanyl-nucleotide exchange factor activity; protein binding. Gene Ontology annotation, biological process: axon guidance; intracellular signal transduction. The transcript is spliced from 14 exons. The coding region runs from base 79 to 1518 and encodes 479 amino acids.